CUCCCCGUAACUGCCUGUGGUGGAUUUGCCGGAGAACUGGUAUGAUCAGCUGAGAGUUUUGGGGUUCUUUUUGGGUGGCAAGGCAGGCGAGUCGGCUAGGUGAGCCCAGCCCCGCUGUGACUCCUCAGAGCGACCCCCACCCCACAGCACCAUGUCCAAGCCGACCGAUCACAUCAAGAGACCCAUGAACGCCUUCAUGGUGUGGUCCCGGGGCCAGAGGCGGAAGAUGGCCCAGGAGAACCCUAAAAUGCACAACUCGGAGAUUAGCAAGCGGCUGGGCGCGGAGUGGAAGCUGCUGUCGGAGGCUGAGAAACGACCCUACAUCGACGAGGCCAAAAGGCUCCGGGCGCAGCACAUGAAGGAGCAUCCUGACUACAAGUACAGACCCCGGCGCAAGCCCAAGAACCUGCUCAAGAAGGACAGGUAUGUCUUCCCUUUGCCUUACCUGGGCGACACGGACCCGCUAAAGGCGGCCGGGCUGCCCGUGGGAGCCACGGACGCUCUGCUGAGCUCCCCGGAGAAGGCUAGGGCUUUCCUGCCUCCCACCUCCGCACCCUACUCCUUACUUGACCCCAGCCAGUUCAGCUCCAGCGCUAUCCAGAAGAUGACCGAGGUGCCCCACACCUUAGCCACCAGCACCCUGCCCUACGCCUCCACCUUGGGAUACCAGAGCGGGGCGUUCGGCAGCUUGAGCUGCCCCAGCCAGCACACCCAUACUCACCCUUCGCCAACUAACCCUGGGUAUGUGGUGCCCUGUAACUGUACAGCUUGGUCGGCUUCCAGUUUGCAACCUCCAGUUGCCUACAUAUUAUUCCCAGGCAUGACCAAGACUGGAAUAGACCCCUAUUCUUCAGCACAUGCGACUGCCAUGUAACACACCCACAUACUCGCAAGCGAGACUUGGUUUGCAGUCAGAA
Molecule: messenger RNA, 917 nt
Organism: Malaclemys terrapin pileata
Lineage: Eukaryota; Metazoa; Chordata; Testudines; Emydidae
Gene: SOX14
Product: SRY-box transcription factor 14
Exons: 1
Coding region: 152-874 (240 amino acids)
Biological process (GO): cell differentiation; positive regulation of transcription by RNA polymerase II; anatomical structure morphogenesis
Molecular function (GO): DNA-binding transcription factor activity, RNA polymerase II-specific; RNA polymerase II cis-regulatory region sequence-specific DNA binding
Source: RefSeq, a predicted model, not a curated record